UGACCUCUAAUCCCUCUAAAAACUUAAACUGUACAUAUCCUCAACAGCAGUGAUGACCUCAUGAUCAUUAUAUUAUACCCUCCCUUCCCUUGAUUUAAAGACAUGAGAUACUUUUCACUAAGCAAAAAAAAAUGGAUUUUCUGCAACAUGUAAGACAUUCAAGAGCAAAACAAUACUUGGAUGGUUUUCCUAAUGCCAGUCUGUUACUUGAAGCAACUGCAACAGAAGAUAAAGAACACUUCCUUAAUCUACUCGAAAAAAACCCAGGUGUUCUCGAAGACUCCACCACCGCAGUAGCAUUAGAUGAAAACUCCACCACCGCGGUAGCAUCAGAUGAAACUCAAUUACAAGCAGCCUCAAAGUUGGGGCAUAUAGUAAUAGUGAGAGAGAUGGUACCAAGAAAGCCUGAAUUUGCAAGAGAGUUUAACAAAGAUGGGUAUGGUUGUUUGCACCUGGCUUCUUCCAUGGGACACCGUGAGGUUGUGCAGUACCUAAUCAAAUGCAAUAUUGGCAAAGACCUAUGUCUUUUCAAUGACAAAUUUGGGAUGACACCACUUCAUAGUGCAGCUGUGAACAGGAGGCUUGAAGUUAUGAGGGCAUCCCUGCUCGAUGCGUGGCCUGAGUCUGUCAUGGUGGAGACUGAGAGAAGAGAGGCAGCUCUUCAUAUUGCAGUCCUGUAUAAUCAGAUGAGUGAGGCGGAGGAACUCAUCAAUGCCAAGGACAGUGGUGGCAAUACAGUUCUUCACCUUGCUACCUCCAGGAAACAAUUCCAGACUCUGGAGACAUUGCUUGUGGGUAAUCCUACCAAUAAGGCUUCAGUGGAGGUGAAUACUGUGAAUGCCCGUGGUUUUACAGCUUUGGACAGCUUUGAUGUCCAACUGCCAAGUGGCAAACAGAUGGACAUGGAAAUCGACAAGAUCCUCCGAAGAGCAGGAGCUUUACAAGCCAGACACUUAUCCACACCAAACCUAGGCCUACCCAAUGGCAGAGAUGAAGUUCUUAUCGACAUCAAGAACAUUUUUAACAAACAGCCUUCACAUGACCCCUUCAUCAAAUCCUCCAAAAAUUUAAAACAACUGCCAAUAGAUGAUGCGUAUAACAUAAUGUUACUAGCAGCAGUAGUGGUAGCAACUAUGACCUUUUAUACAGCACUGUGCCGUCUUGACACCCUCCAACAAAAUAUAAUUAUUCCAACAGGUUUGUUCAUAUUCUUCAACUCUGCAGGGUUUUUUACAUCAAUAGCCAUGAUUAUAUACCUCACAGAUGAGCAACCCAUGAAACUAUGGCUUCUAAUCUCUUUGUCCUCACUGCUUGGAUCUUAUACAUGCUUAAUAACCAAAAUAUCGCCAAAUGUACCUCUCAAUCUGCUCUGCCUAGCAAGUCCUGCCCUGCUUUUGGCAGCUGCCAGGGUUUUUGCCAUUUUUUGCAGCUCGAGUUGCAAGUACCUGCCAUGGAAAUGCACAAGGAAUCUUGAUAUCUAUUAAUGUCAGACACUUUAUUCAAUGAUUCAGAAAACCUCUCCCCGAGUUAAAUGGUUUUUUUCACCUUAAGGCUUCAAAUUUAGAGGUUCUCUAUUGGCAGAAUAUAGUGCUGUGUAUGAGCUGUAAGAUAUGUCGUGUUCUGUAAAUUCUUGUCUGAAAACUGUUUGGAUUUUAAUAAUUUGUAUUAUAUGAAUGUUUUUUACCUAGAACAAUGAAAGUGCACCAGUCAUAUUAAUGUACCCAA
Camellia sinensis is the source of this 1725-nucleotide messenger RNA. RefSeq lists its product as uncharacterized. Lineage: Eukaryota; Viridiplantae; Streptophyta; Magnoliopsida; Ericales; Theaceae. The record is from RefSeq and is a predicted model, not a curated record. Gene Ontology annotation, cellular component: plasma membrane. Gene Ontology annotation, molecular function: protein binding.